GACAUGAUGAAGCUGAUGGAGGAGGAGAGCAAUGCAUCGCUGAGAGUGCAGAACUGGCAGCGUCAUCUGGAGAAAUACAAAGACCCUGAGUUCCUCCCACAGCUCAAUCUGUACAAUCUGGUCUGGGAGGUGAGCAACAGUUUGAAGAAGAGGGACAUUGAGUUUGAGGCACGACAGUUCCUCGAGUCUCCAAAGACCAUUCCUCCUCAGUUCAGAGAUCCCAGGAUCAUCAGUUUUGCUCAGGAGUUCUCCAGCAUCCUGAAGGAGCAGCAGAAGCAGCCCCUCACCUCCAAACGCCUGAGCCCACCAAAGGUGGUGCUGCAGGUGGUGCCUAAGGUCCUUCAGGGCUUCUGGUUGCCUCCUGAAGACACCUGCCUGAACAUGCCGUCUCAGCACCUCAGUGUUCUGGCUGUUAGCCUGACCCAAGCAGUUGAUGACAAGGUCUCCAAACUUCUGCCCUCACUGCUCCAUGAAGUCAGCUUCACCCGCUCCACCAGGGACAAACUAGUCAAGUCGAUCCAGGACAGUGUUAGACGGAGCUUCACUCGCCUCGUCCUGAUGGAGAAGAUUAGCUGCUUUGCAGUAGAUCUGAUGAAUUCCAUCACCACCAUUGCAUCAAAUAACAUCUGUGAGCUGUUUCAGCUAUAGAUUUCAACAAAGGAGCCAAACACUGUUGCUGAAGAGGUGAAGAAGGAGCCUCAUCAGGAGUCAGCAUUCACUCCUCCACCACCAGCUCCUCCUGUGACUCAUCCUGCUGAGCCUGCUGUGGUC
Limanda limanda (common dab) is the source of this 771-nucleotide messenger RNA. RefSeq lists its product as uncharacterized. The record is from RefSeq and is a predicted model, not a curated record. The transcript is spliced from 4 exons. Bases 4 to 648 code for a protein of 214 amino acids. Lineage: Eukaryota; Metazoa; Chordata; Actinopteri; Pleuronectiformes; Pleuronectidae.